CGCGCGGAGCUCGACGAGGGCAAGGUCCGCCAGCUCCGCGAGAUGUUCGACCACAUGGACAUGGACGGGUCCGGCGACAUCGAGGUCGACGAGGUCGAGCAGGCCAUGAAGUUCGUGCGGGCCCUCAACCCGCAGCACCCCUUCGACCGCGAGAAGAUCCUGCAGACCUUCGAGUACACGGACAGCGACGGCAGCGGCACGCUGAGCUUCGACGAGUUCCUGACGGUCAUGACUUCC
Molecule: messenger RNA, 237 nt
Organism: Aureococcus anophagefferens
Lineage: Eukaryota; Pelagophyceae; Pelagomonadales; Pelagomonadaceae
Exons: 1
Molecular function (GO): calcium ion binding
Source: RefSeq, a predicted model, not a curated record